Molecule: messenger RNA, 1506 nt
Organism: Raphanus sativus (radish)
Lineage: Eukaryota; Viridiplantae; Streptophyta; Magnoliopsida; Brassicales; Brassicaceae
Product: protein POLLENLESS 3-LIKE 2
Exons: 3
Coding region: 71-1342 (423 amino acids)
Molecular function (GO): protein binding
Source: RefSeq, a predicted model, not a curated record
CGUCUUCUUAAAACAUCACAUCACUCCUCCUCUGAGAUUCAUUUCUUUGUCUUUUAUUCACUCUGCAAAGAUGAUGAUGAAAGAUGUAUUCAGACCGACCAAAUCCGCACCUAGUUCUCCCGCAAAGCCACUCGGCAUCUCCCGCACUCGGUCUGAAUCAUUUCACGCUAUCCACAAAGUUCCUGUCGGAGACAGUCCUUAUGUCAGAGCCAAGAACGUUCAGUUGGUGGAGAAGGAUCCCGAGAGAGCGAUUCCUCUGUUUUGGUCGGCCAUUAACGCCGGAGACAGAGUAGACAGUGCUCUGAAAGAUAUGGCCAUCGUGAUGAAGCAGCAAGAUCGGGCAGAAGAAGCCAUCGAAGCUAUUAAAUCUCUCAGAGUCAGGUGUUCAGAUCAAGCACAGGAGUCUCUCGACAACAUCCUCCUAGAUCUCUACAAGAGAUGUGGGAGAUUAGACGACCAGAUCGCACUUUUGAAACACAAACUCUUCUUGAUCCAAAAAGGACUCGCCUUUAACGGGAAACGAACCAAAACCGCUAGGUCUCAGGGGAAGAAGUUCCAAGUCUCCGUGGAGCAGGAAGCCACGCGGCUGCUGGGGAACUUGGGAUGGGCUUUGAUGCAGAGAGACAACUUCUCGGAAGCAGAAGAUGCCUACAGGAGAGCGCUAUCGAUCGCGCCGGACAACAACAAGAUGUGUAACCUAGGGAUCUGCCUUAUGAAGCAAGGAAGGAUCGACGAAGCCAAAGAGACGCUGCGCCGCGUGAAGCCCGCGGUCGUGGACGGUCCUAGAGGUGUGGAUUCGCAUCUGAAAGCUUACGAGAGAGCGCAGCAGAUGCUUAGGGAUCUUGGCUCCGAGACGAUGAGGAGAGGAGGGGGUGAUAGAGUUGAGCAGAGGAAGCUUUUCGACGCCAUGUUUGGUUCUUCCUCUGUAUGGCAGCCUCAGCCUUGUAGAGAACAACAGAGCGUGAAGGCCGCGGCUAAACCGAAGAGUGAUGGAUACGGUGACGAGAACGUGAAGACGGAUGUGAAUGUGGUGGUGAACCCAUUGAGGGUGGAUGCAAAGCCGUUCUUCUCUUCUAAGCUGAUAAACAGCAAUAGCGAGAAGCUGAAGAGGACGAGAUCGGGAGUGUUGAGUAGCUGUGGUGGUGAUGAGGGAGAGGCAAACGCGAAGAGGAGACUGUCGAUGGAGAAGAGAGCGAUAGACUGUGGAUUACCAGACAACAAGGAGUUUGAAGAGGCGAUGAUCAUGGCUGUUUUGGGGACAGAGACGAAAGUGGACGACAAGAAGAGGCUUAAGUUUUUUCAGGAUAUCACUUUGUCCUCCUCCUUAAGCCCAAGAGCCUGAGAUAUAUAUCUCAAUCUCAGGCUCUCUCUAACCAAAUCUUUUUUUAUCAAGUAAAAGGAGAUGAGCUCUUGUUCUCCUUUGAUGUUGCUACAUUUUUUUUUAUCUUAUUUUAUUAUUCACAGUUAUUUGUUAUUGACCAAUAAUGAAAGCUGAAAGUUAUGUUC